AUGUGGAGAGUGACCGCCUUCAUUGGGAGCACAAUCAUCACGUCUCAAACCAUCUGGGAAGGAAUUUGGAUGACCUGCAUCGUCGAAAGCACCGGACACAUCCAAUGCAAGCCCUACGACUCUAUGCUAGCGCUAACGUCCGAUCUCAUGGCUUCGAGAGCGCUUAUGGUUUUAGCCGUCGUGACAGGAGCUGCUGGGCUAGUCUUGGCGUUUGUUGGCGGGAAAUGUACGAGAUUUUUGGAUAACGAAGGCCCUGAGGCGAAACGGAAAGUCGCAAUCGCCGCCGGUGCUGUUUUAGUCGCUACUGGAGUUUUCACGUUUAUACCGGCGUUGUGGGCGGCCGGCGAAGUGGUCCGGCAAUUCUACAGCGUGGCGAUCGAUGCGCAGAAGCGGGAACUUGGCGCAUGUCUGUACAUCGGUUGGGGGUCAGCCAUCUUGCUAAUACUAGGAGGAGGGCUGUUUAUAACCUCGGCGUGCAAACCCCAGGCUCACGACACGGACAAGAACCCGUCGUUGAGGUAUCUGGUGGUCCGGUCUUCCAACGGGUCGCAUCCCAGGCUCCCGUCCGUCCAGAGUCAUCCGGUUGGAGCAAUGUCACGAUCGCAAAGCUACGAACAACCCACCAACAGGUCCAACUUCUCGCACACCAGGCCAGCAAUGGCGGAUGAGACCAGGUUGGAGUCGGACAGAUCGUGGACGCCAUCUUCAAAAAUCGAAAUGAAGCGACCCGGAUCGGCAAAAUCGGAGUUCAGCGAAGCAUCCACAACAAAGUCCCAGUUGAAAAGAGCAGAGUUAGACGAAGUGGAAGAUCUGGCCCAAACCAACAACGAGGAUGCGUUGAUGAACCCAGCCAAGACGUAUUUAUGA
Molecule: messenger RNA, 867 nt
Organism: Knipowitschia caucasica
Lineage: Eukaryota; Metazoa; Chordata; Actinopteri; Gobiiformes; Gobiidae
Source: the annotation of a GenBank genome assembly